CAACAGCUGAUCGCGCCAACAAGACGCAGCCGGUUCUGUGUGAAUGGUGAAAUAAAAAUUGGAGCCAAAAAUAAUUAUUUCUUCUUACUCAAUUGUUUAAUCAUUUCCCGCUCCCCGCCAAUAGCAUAAUUUCCACCAGAAACCCAGAUCUUUUCCCCAUCACAAAGGAAACAACACAUGCAUUUCGUCCAACAUCCUGUCAUAAACAACAACAACAACGUGGUGGACAUACUGCAUCCGGAAAAUAUCGAAUUCGAUGGGCCGCCAGCGGCGCGGAAGAUGAUAAUUGGGUCGUUUUCGAUGUUUGUGAUCUUCUCGUACCUGCAGUUGCUCUACAUUCUGGUGGCCAUCUACUUGGCAUUGCAUCACGCGCACCAUUAG
Drosophila gunungcola (fruit fly) is the source of this 381-nucleotide messenger RNA. RefSeq lists its product as uncharacterized. The record is from RefSeq and is a predicted model, not a curated record. NCBI's taxonomy places the organism in Eukaryota, Metazoa, Arthropoda, Insecta, Diptera, Drosophilidae. The transcript has a single exon. The coding region runs from base 178 to 381 and encodes 67 amino acids.